AUGGGCAGUUAUUUUCCUCUCUUGAUCAUCACUCAUGCAACCAUCCUCUUUCUUUUCCCAUCCUCUCCACCGAUCACCACCGCCGCCUCCGGAAAACAAAAUCCGGCGACCCAAACAUGCCAUGACAACCCUUUAGUAACCUCCGUCUGCGAAAACGUCAAUAAAACCACCGGCUUUGAUUUCUGCUGCGCCACCUUCUUCAACGACACUGUGACCCCAACUGACAUCAUCGACCUCUCCUACAUAGCCUUCCGCAAAACCUACGCCAAGGCCAACGAUAUCCUAAAUCAAAUUCUCCCGAUAAUCACUUAUAAAAGGAACAAAAAAGAAUUAAACGCCAUGCGGAAGUGCUCGGGUGAUUACAACCGAACCAAGUGGGCCCUUGCCACGGUGCUCGAGGACCUUGACUCUGAAACUUACGAAGAAUUCAAUGUGCUGGCGCUUUCCGCGCAAGGCAAUGUUAGCUCGUGUGAUAAACGUUUGAAUCGUGCUUCUUCGUCAUCAUCGUCUGUAGUUUUCCGACAAAUUAGGAAUGAGAGUGGGGUCAUUGUGAAGCUUACUGAUAUUUGUUACCGUGUGGCUCUGCUGUUUCAAUAUUCGAAGUAG
Messenger RNA from Striga asiatica, 606 nucleotides. The record is from the annotation of a GenBank genome assembly. Lineage: Eukaryota; Viridiplantae; Streptophyta; Magnoliopsida; Lamiales; Orobanchaceae.